AUGGCGGGAAGAGUGUUUGCAUUCCUCCUCCUCGCAGGACUUCUGCACAUCCUCAGGGUCUCAGGAGAUUCCACAGAGUGUCGCUUGUGCGAGAGUUUGCUGACCGAUUCCGAUCAUUGCACGUUUCUCCUGGACGAAUCCACCGAGAAUCCGCCCUGGAAUUGUCCUCUUGUCUUUCCCUGUGGCAAAAUCAUCGCCAUAAACUACACAUUCAUUGCAAACUUUAACGCCCUCAAUCUUCAGAGAGUGAACAAGUGCUUCAAAUUUAUUAUAGCGACACAGAAUUUCUCAAGAUACAGCGACUUCUUCAGCGGAUCUGACAAAUUUGUUCCCUACACAAAAAUUAUUCUCCUCGAGAGUGGCACUGAAGAGGCCUUUAAUUUCACAGCAGCGCAAAUUAAUCACAUGUAUAUUAAUGCUUUGCAUGUCUUGCAGAACGAAAUAAACGUGAGUCUCUUUCACUGUCCGCCUUUUGUUGUUGACAAAGAACCAGAUAAUAUUGACAGGAAUUCAACGUUAAACCUCAAAAGAUUUGACGGUGUUGAGUUUCGUCUUAUGACUUACAUUACCAAUCGCUGGAAACGAAGGAUCUUCGUUAGGAAUCCAACGCCAGACACUGGAGAUUCCUGGGACGAGAUUCUUAUGGACUUGACACAACAGAGAUCGCAAGUCGCAAUGUGUGCACUGUGGCUCAUUGAGAAGACGGACACAAACUUUGAUUUGUCCUGGCCUUAUGAACAACAGUGCAUAACACUUCUUGUGCCGCGCGGUCGACGAAUUCCGCGCAAUCGUUACAUCUAUCUGGCGAUGAAUGAGCGAGUCUGGACUCUCUAUCUCAUCCUCACGCUCUUCAUCUGCUUGCUGGUCUACUUCCUGAUCACCUUCAACACGAACAACAGCCUCGCGCUGCAGUUCAAUCUGCUGAUCGAAUCCACGAUGAAAGUUCUCUCGAUCGCCACUCAGCACGGCGUCACGCGCUUCCCCAGAAGAUUCUCAGCAAAAAUCCUCCUGAUCUCCUGGUUCUUCUUCUGCCUCCUCAUCACAGCCAUCUACUCCACCGGCCUCACGUCCAUCCUCACCACUUCACUCUUCCACAAGCCCAUCGACAGAGUCAGGCAUGUGAUCAACAAGCAAUUGAAGUGGGGCGACACUUUCGGUACUUAUCUUCAUGCAGAACUUCUCAAGUCCGGCAGUCCUCAGUAUGCAAACCUAGCCGAUCUCCUAAUAGAUCCUGACUCUGAGGAGACAGAACAACUCAUCGAAGCUCGCAAAUACGCUCAAGUAGUCGCAGUUCUCUCCACAAAAUUCAUUGUGGGCGCAGAUCGCUUCGAGAACAUCUCAGCGAGAUAUCGCUUGAUGGACAGCUGCAUUUACAAAUUCUACACUGUCUUCGCUUUCCAGAAGAACUCUCCCUACGCGCCCUUCUUCAGCCAAGAAGUCUCGAAGUGCGUGGAAUCCGGAUUGAUUCACUACUGGAUGAAGUUGGCGAAUGUUCAGUUCGGAAAGCGCUACACUUACUCGUUUUUCGUGAAGACGAAAGACAUUUACAGCGGUCCGCACACCUUCACCGUGGACAAUCUCUCCACGGGCCUGUACAUUUGGGCAAUUGGUCUGUUUCUGGCCACUGUGGUGUUCCUGAUUGAAUUGUGGCUGCAUUGGCAGAAGAAAUUGGAAAUUCCCCGCAUUCUGAGAGAGAAUUGA
Molecule: messenger RNA, 1701 nt
Organism: Phlebotomus argentipes
Lineage: Eukaryota; Metazoa; Arthropoda; Insecta; Diptera; Psychodidae
Exons: 4
Coding region: 1-1701 (566 amino acids)
Cellular component (GO): membrane
Molecular function (GO): ligand-gated monoatomic ion channel activity
Source: RefSeq, a predicted model, not a curated record